UCGGGCAGCAAGAGCUUUGCUCGCUCUAGGCAUGAAUUGGAUGGGGAACUUGGACGCCCCUCUCGAAGAGAUGAAGUCUUUGUCAAAACACACACAAGAAAGAAUGGAGUUCCUUCAAAACAAGCAGCACCGAUAAUAAAUCAAUUUCAAGAUAUUAUUGAAGAGUACCCAGAGCUGAAGGAAAAAACAAUUCAGCAAGGUGAUAUAUAUGCUAUAGUUUGUGGAGAAAAGGAGCCAAGAGGGCGUGUUCAUGGUUUGGGUCUAGGACCAACUCCCCAAGAUGUUGGUGCCCCUAGUUUGAAGUCAUACGCACCGACAAGGCUUCAAAUGGAAGUUUUGGCUCGUAAGAAGGCUGAAAGUUAUAAUGCUGUUUUAGAACAACGGAUAGUAGAAAUGUUGGCAGAAAAAGAAGAGGAAAGGAUGGCAAGGCAUGAUGUGGAAAUCAUGUCACAGAAUGGUUCUAAUUCACGAGCCCAGACACAGAGCCCAAGGUUCAAAGAACAUGAUGAUGAGGCACAAUCUGAUCCAGAAUGUGAUGAUGACGAUCAGUCUGAUGAGGAUCAGUUCUUGCUUGUCAAUAGACGUUUUGCGGCCCCAUCAGUGCCACCGCCCAAUCAGUCCGAUCAGUGUUGCCCCAUUAAUACAAACACAUCAGCCCCAGCAAAGAAAGAUGCGACUCGCUCACCACAUGAUGAACUUGUUGGAAAGGAAGUCAUAUUAUACGCCGUGUUGAGAUCUGAGCUACCUGUGGCUAAGGGAACAAUUGUUUCAACUAAUCCAACCACCUUGGUAGGAGGUCAGCCUCUUGGAAAGCAAUAUUGUGAAGUUAUUGUUAGUUUAGUGGUGAAACGGGAUGCGAUUCUGCCUCGUCCUCAUGCUGAGAUGAACAAUAUGGGUGAUGCUCUUAUGAUGGCAAUUGCAUGGCCAUAUAAAAAGUUGAAGGUUACCAAGGCAUCAAAAUCCUCCUUGGGUACUGCAGGCAGUGCUGAAAGAAAUGCUAAGAACUAGGAAGGAUGCUUGAAGCUGUUUACAAGUUCGAAGAUCACAUCAAGAUUUUGUGUUUAUUUUGUUUUGGAGCUCCUGCAGAUGAAUAUUUUGCACAAGCUUAAUGGCUGUAGUGAAGUGUGAUAGUUUGACCUGUAAUGGUAGAUGUGGAAAUGCUAAUGGCUUACUCAUAUGCAAACUUGAUGGCUUUUGGUUAGAAAUGGUGGAUGCUUCUGAUCAUAGAUGCAGACUUGAUGCCUAUGAGCUAGCUAGUUUUGUAUGGCUGUAGUGUGCAAUUGGACUAGCUUAUAGCUAGCUACCUCAUGUAUAUGGAAUUAUGGAUAAUUUAGUAUUAAUGUUAUAUGCUCACUUUCAGUGAA
This is a messenger RNA of Panicum virgatum (switchgrass), 1364 nucleotides long. RefSeq lists its product as uncharacterized. The transcript is spliced from 7 exons. Bases 328 to 1008 code for a protein of 226 amino acids. Lineage: Eukaryota; Viridiplantae; Streptophyta; Magnoliopsida; Poales; Poaceae. The record is from RefSeq and is a predicted model, not a curated record.